AAUAAUUUAACCAAUAAAUUUUUGUUAAAUAAAAUUUAUAUAUACCGUCUCUCUUAUCGUUUGUCCAGUCUACACUAAAGCUGCAACGUAGCAACAUGAAGAAAAUAAUCACACUUUUAAUUACUUAUUUCGCAUUGGCUCGUAACUCAUAUGAGCUACUCGCUGCGAAAAGUGUCGACUUUGAAACUAGAAUAAUCGGAGGGCACCCAGCUUUUACCGAACAGUUUCCCUUUGCAGCGGCGAUUGAAGUUCAAACACCAACCAGCAAAUUUUUCUGUGGUGGUACCCUUUACGGACGACAGUGGAUAAUUACUGCAGGACAGUGUGUUGAUGGGGCGAUUCUGUUCACAAUCCAUUUGGGUUCCAUUAGUCUGGAGAAGGAAGAUUCAGCACGUUUAACUUUGGCAAGUUCUCAGUACUACGUGCAUCCGGAGUACAACGCGCAGACUCUUGACAAUGAUAUUGGUCUUAUUAAACUACGAAUGGCAAUUGAACUCACAGAUUUUAUUAAACCGAUUGCGGCGUUAGCGUUUUCUGAUUUACCAGAUCAGUCGUACCUGAGAAUUAUAGGAUGGGGCCAAACUAGUGACAGCAACCCUUCGCUUGCUAGCCAGUUACAGUACGUUUAUGUCUCAACACUUUCUAAUCAGGAAUGUAGAAUUACAUACGGAAAUCAGCUAACAGACAACAUGGUUUGCAUUGAAGGAAAUUAUAACGAAGGCAGCUGUUAUGGUGAUACUGGUAGUCCCUUGGUUGACGUUUACGGUAAAUACGAAUUAGUUCAUGUUGGUUUAGCUAGCUUUGUAAGUGGAAAUGGUUGUGAAAGCACGGAUCCUUCUGGAUAUACAAGAACUUACCCAUAUGUAAACUGGAUUAAAAAUAUAACGUCUGUUUAAAUAAAUUUGUUUAACCUGGAA
Molecule: messenger RNA, 917 nt
Organism: Zophobas morio
Lineage: Eukaryota; Metazoa; Arthropoda; Insecta; Coleoptera; Tenebrionidae
Product: brachyurin-like
Exons: 6
Coding region: 96-896 (266 amino acids)
Biological process (GO): proteolysis
Molecular function (GO): serine-type endopeptidase activity
Source: RefSeq, a predicted model, not a curated record